AUGGCUCUCAGGGGUGUCAGUGCGAGAAGACAUACUGGCCUUCAGCAACUCUCCUCUUUAGCAUUAGCUGGAAGAACGUUAUUGGGGCCAAUGAAAUCUUGGAAAUUCAUUGUGGAUGAAAGCACCAACCAAAGCACGUUGAUUUGUUCUGCUGUUAGACUGAUGGAAAGUUUGGAUUUAACUAGUGCUGCUGGACAGCUUCUUAAUGAGACCAUUCAGGCACAAAACAAGGAGUUUAAGACUGGGAUGAGUACCCUGUUGUUUCUCGUUGGUGUGUGGAGCAGUGCUGUGGUGGAGUGCCUCCAGCAGAAUGUUCCUGUUUCAGCAAUAGUGUCUGUGAUGUCUGAGGGGUUGAACUCUUGCUGUGAGAGAGUCCAGUGUCUGCAAAUAUCAAUACAUGAUGUCAAUAAAGAGCUGUGUUGUAGCAGUGUUAAGAGCAAAACUUGCCAAAUUGGAUGUGACAGUCUUUUAAACCCUCAGAUUUCCCUCUAUUUUCAGGAAGAUGUUUCUGCACCAGAAGAAGUAGUUGAAAUAAAUGCUAGUUCCUAUCAAGAAGUUGAUCGUGAUUUUAACAAGCGCCUGGUUUCACCUUUCAGCAGCUUCGGUUCAACAGCUUCUCUUGUCAAACCAGUGGGUGGCAAAAGUGCAUCUCUGAUUUCUGGAAGUGGUGUUACUGCAUCUGGCUAUAACAAGCAGAAGUUAGCCCAUAGCAGGUACUUCAGCGCUCUAAGAAAAAGCCAUUUUUCAAGUCAGCAAGGUAACUUUCAGGGAUACUUUUCAGGACCAUCAGCAGAUCCAUGUGAAUGUUCUGGUUUAGGACACCUGGCAGUGGCUCUGAGCCAUGGAAAUCAGACUGAUAGGAAGCUGCUACAAAGCAUUGUCGAGUAUCAACAAGGGCGAGCGAAAAGCAGCGGCUCUCCCCAGUUCAAUAUUGCAGAAGUGGUGACAUGCUGCUUACUGGGCCUGCCUGAAAGCUGUUCUGGUGUCUCCACAGGCUUUGUCACAUUAGUGUCACCAGAACAAGCCACAGUUGUCAAACGGUUUGAAGACAAAGCCCUUCAAAUUCUGCUGAUGGAUGGUGACCUAACUGAACGGUAUCGCCACUUAGGUUUCAAUAGACCGUGUAAUGUAAGGACUGUAUUGGAGCAUCCCAGCCUAGGGGAGGGCAGAGCAGAAGACUCGUGGCUGAGCAGCACAUUAGAUAUUCUGACCAGCUUUGAAGUUAACUUGGUUUUGGUCAAAGGAAACGUGUGCAAGAACUUAAUGGAGAGCUGCGUAGCGAGCGGCAUACUGGUGGUUGGCUCUGUGACUGGGCACGUGCUGUGUGCCUUCGGGGAGGUGACCGGUGCCCACCCAGUGACCUACCUCAGCCAGCUGGACGCCGCCUGUGUGGGGCGCGGGGCUCGGGUGGAGCUGUGGAAGGCCCGUGACGGGCGUGCUGUGGAUCUGGGCGAGCUUGUGCCAGUCAGGAUAAAGGCACGAGGAAUUGCCCUGCUCACGGCCGUGCUCACCACCACUGUAGCCUCAAAGCUGCAGCUCAUUGAAGACCAGUUCUGGACUUUAAUGUAUCGUCUCCAUCACGCUUUAAAUGACGAGAAGGUUUUUCUUGGUGGUGGUGCGGUGGAGCUCUUGUGCCUCAGUCACACUCGG
Merops nubicus (carmine bee-eater) is the source of this 1650-nucleotide messenger RNA. RefSeq names its product Bardet-Biedl syndrome 12 (gene BBS12). The record is from RefSeq and is a predicted model, not a curated record. The transcript has a single exon. Lineage: Eukaryota; Metazoa; Chordata; Aves; Coraciiformes; Meropidae. Gene Ontology annotation, biological process: chaperone-mediated protein complex assembly; photoreceptor cell maintenance. The annotation marks the transcript as partial.